AUGGGUUAUCCGGCCGAUAGAUAUGAAGGUGUUUAUCGUAACAAUAUCGAAGAUGUGAGCAGGUUCUUAUCACUGAAACAUGGCAAUAAAUUUUAUGUGUACAAUCUAUGUGUUGAAAAAGAGCGUCAAUAUAAUAGUACACGAUUCAAAAAUCAAGUUUGUUCUGAUUUCACAUUUGAAGAUCACAAUCCUCCACCACUCAAAAUGAUACUAUCGUUUUGUCAACAUGCCGAAUCACAAUUAAAAGAUCAACAAGAUCGAACAUUAGUCAUUCAUUGUAAAGCGGGCAAGGGGCGAACAGGCGUUAUGUCUUGUUGUUUCUUAUUAAAUUAUUAUCGUAUGGAAUAUAAUGACCCAUUAGAUACACUAAGAUAUUAUGCACAACAACGAACAUCAAAUGAAAAAGUUUGUGUUUUGUGUAGUACGUCAGAAAUACUUUUAAAAGUCACUCAUUUUCCAUCACUUUUUCAGGGCGUAACAAUUCCUAGUCAAAGGAGAUAUGUUGAAUAUUUUGGACAUCUAUUAAAUACCGGUGUAUCAUACUCAACGAAACAAAUAUGCUUUUCUGGCUUAUUAAUAACUUAUGAUUAUAAUCAAGUAUUACACACCAUUAAAUCAGCAGAUCAUAAAAUUCAGUAUCAAUCAUUCGAUAUUCCCGUUGAACGUGAUUUAACCAGUCGUCGUGAUACUGCUUGUUUAUCGUAUAAUAUAUGGGAUUUAAGUAAACGUUAUUUUAUGCCACCAUUAAAUCAACAAUGUCAAAUACCGUUAGAAGACGAUGUUCUAAUAGAAUUAUACACAAAAAAUAAACGUGGAAAACUGGAAAAAUUAUGCCAUUUUUGGUUCAAUACUUUCUUUCUUGUUGAACCACAAAUGCAAAAAAUUUUAACAGCAACUGACAAAAAACCGGAAAGUAAUCUUGGUACGUUAACUUCGUGUUUAAUUAACGAUGCGGGACAUAAACAUGUUUAUACGUUAAUCAAGAAAGAUAUUGAUCGUUUACACAAAGAUAAAUAUCGUCGUGAAACGCCUGAUACAUUUUCAAUAUCUGUAUUAUUUGAUUUGAUUCCCAAGUCAACAUCCAUCAGUCAAUCUUCCACAAUCAUCAACUCGGAUCUACCAUUAUCAUUAGAGGAAGAGAAAAUAGAUACAAAAAUAAAAUUGAUGGAAACAAAUGACGGUUCAUCAUUAAUUAUUACACCAACAAAAUCGUUAAAUAUGCCAAAUAAAGAAAAACAACAGUCACGUAUAAAUACAAAUAAUACGAAUGAAUCUGUUAAAACUAAAACAACGACGAUACGUAGAAGAUCCACCGAUCCACUCCCCGAAUCAGAUAACGAUGAAAAUGAAAUUAAACUGCGUAUACCAUCGAAAUUAUCUAAUAAUCGACAAUUUAAUUUAUACAGAAAUGGUAUUUCAGAUUGGGAUUCGUCCGAUUCCACAGAUGAUACGUCUUCUUCUCCUAAACGUCAAGAUUUCAAUAAUAAUCAUAAUAACAGCUGA
Messenger RNA from Didymodactylos carnosus, 1503 nucleotides. NCBI's taxonomy places the organism in Eukaryota, Metazoa, Rotifera, Eurotatoria, Philodinida, Philodinidae. The record is from the annotation of a GenBank genome assembly.